Molecule: messenger RNA, 2871 nt
Organism: Diplodia corticola
Lineage: Eukaryota; Fungi; Ascomycota; Dothideomycetes; Botryosphaeriales; Botryosphaeriaceae
Exons: 2
Coding region: 1-2871 (956 amino acids)
Source: RefSeq, a predicted model, not a curated record
AUGUCGUCCGGCAAGGAAUUGGAAGCACCUCACACCCUGGCAUCGCUGCCAAAGCCCAUCGACCCCGUAAACGGCCGCACUCUCGCCUCCACUGUCUACAGCUUGAGCGCCGCCCGGAAGAGGAAGAGGUCUGAGCUUGCUGUCAGCGUUGAUGGAGACGGCAUCAGCCUGAUUGACGUCCAAGCACCACGCUUAAUCACCUCAUAUGCCCUUCCUCCCCAGUCCUCAUUCACCGCCCCGCCUUUCUCCGUAUACUUGAAGGCAAACAAACAACGUCUCGCAAAACGAUUCACCUAUGCGACGGUCAAGGAGAGCUCCGGUAGCUCGAGGCAACAGAUCCUGUGUUUCUCCGAAGAAGUCCAUCCCACGCCUACGGGAAACCCCGAUAAGACUGCUUACACCAUACCACCCUCGUCCGGCAAAGUGUUCUCGAUUGACGCGCUCUCAUUGAAGUCUUCUGGCAGCACUAGCGAAGACACCCACGACAUUGUCGUCCUUUUCGAGAAUGGCCAAGUCGAUUGCCUCUCCGCAAACCUCCAAACUGUGAAGUGGUCGACGAACGUCCUGGAUUCGUCAGACAAGAUAGUCGAGUUUUCCGCAUACACCGAUGCGGCUACGGCAAAACGCGGCCUUUUCAAGAGCCGCGAAGACGCUAUCGCUGCGCUUGACCCUGCCGGCGAUGCCGACUCAGAGACUCUCUCUGCAACUACUUUGCUGUGCUUGGUUACGCGUCCUGCUGAUGAGGAAUCUUUCCGCGCGCAUGGCCGCAGCUUGCACGUCUGUGCUGUUCGCCCGAAGUCUACUGGCGGCAUUACCAUCAACAAGCCCACCAUCCAGGCUUUGCUCACGCUCAGCCUCCCUCGCUCUCACAUCGACUCGCAAGCGGACGUCCAACCUUCUUACUCGCUCCAUGUGUCAUCCGGCCUUCUCUAUCAGCUUGCUUCUGGUUCGAUUGUUACCUACGACUUCUCCACCACUGUCCCCCAGCUCAAGUCUGAGUUGACUGUGCCCGGCACACCUCUCCAAAACUUUGUUCGCGUUUCAUCGUCCCUUCUCAUGGCUGCAUCUCCUAUUUCUUGCGCCCUAUACGAUGUCAAGUACAACUCUGUGCAAGCUAUCUUGCCCCUUGGCUCCGACAAGAACGAAGACUCUCAAAGCAGGAAGCGAAAGCAACCUAAACUACUGGACGCGCAAUCCCCCUUGGUCCUUCUGCAUUAUGUAGCUGAGCUCGGUCUUGUAGUCGGCUUGGCAAAAGACGAACUCAUCGGGCUCCAAGUUGGUUCUGAGGUUUCUUCGAAGCGGAGUAAGGUUCGGGGCGGCCUUUUGAUUGACGCCAUUGGAAAGGGUGUUGGACGCAAGCCUGCAAAUUUGGAUGCGCCGGUGAACGGUUCUCAUCCGCUAGGCGUUUGCCUACUCAAUCCUGCAGACACGUCGAGUAAAGCAUGGCAUCGUACGCGCAAGCAGCUGGACGAGUUUAUCAAGGCCGAGGACUUGAAGAAUUUUGAGGAGACCUUUGCGCAGGAGGUUAGCAUCCAGCUUAAAGGGAAGAGCACGGAGGAAGAGCAGACCAAUGGAGCCAAAGACGUCGACAUGGCCGACGUAUCCAAGACGGAAGAGUCGAAGGCGAAUGGGGUUGCCGACGAAGAGGACGACCAGGCUCUUCCGGAGUGGGAUUUCCCUAACACUCCGUGGGAUGUCAACUUACAGACCAAACGUCACAAAGCUGUCUACCUGCUGAGUAAGGUCUUUGACUUUUCAUCAGCUAAAAGAGAGAUAAUAGCCCACGAUCUGCCGAACACUCCCUUGAGGAUACGAUUCUUCCCGCCCAAUGCGUUCCAAUGGCUGAUCUGGACGGGUUUCCUUACGACUGAUAUGAUCCGACAAGCCAUGCGCCAGGAGUCUACUGGUCUGCAAACGAUUUCACCUGCGAAUGUUAUCGCCUCCAUCCUCAACUUUGAUCCUGGAAUGCAGCUGCUUUGCGACGUUCUCCGGGAUCAUCCUGGCCUUGACGUUGACCUUGUUGUUCAGGCCAUCAAGGCUUUGGUGAACAGCCUUGAGACGGAAUCUUUCCCGGAGAUAAAGGGGCAGCUUACCAAUCGCCCCGAGCAGAGCGAGAGUAGAGAUGAGGAGUCAGCAGAUAUAGAAUUCGACGCCGAAGCCGACGCAGCAGCAUGGGCACUCGCGCGAGCCGAAUCAUUCGUCGAUUCCGGCAUCCUCAUCCGCAGCCACUCCUUACUCGAGGCCUUGACGAAGCUCCACACCUUCCCCGCUCCUCUUGUCUCGCAGACUCUCCGCAAAUCUCUCACGCACAAGGAGAUUAUCUUCCUCAUCAAUAUUCUCCGUCUGGAGCUCCACGAGGGAGGCUGGAUCAACACCUAUCUACAAGACGGCCCACACGAUUCCGCCGAGUUUGGCGAUCCUUCUGACCGCGCCAUCGCCAUCAUCGCUGACCUACUUGGUUGCGCACUGGAUGCCAUCGGUGCCGGCGGCUGGCUCACUUCCGGAAACGACGCUAAGGCCGACACAAUCCAGGCCUUGCGCAUGGAAGUUUCGGCCGCGCUCGAAGGCAUUCACGAGGCCGCGUUCAUGAAAGGCUUGCUGAACGAUUUCCUGCGCUUCGGCUGGAAGCGGAAGACAGUGCAGCAAGGCCCUAGCGAGAAGAGGUUGAAGGAGAAGGGCAAGCCGUUCACACUCACACAAACGGAUGCCGCCGAGGCGAGAAUCUUGCCACUGGGCUUCAAGGUGGAGGGCAGGGUUCCAGAGUCGAAGGUGGGCUUCAAUGGCGAGGUGAAGGCGUUGACGAGGAGAGAAAUUGGUCACAAGAUCAGCAGGAGGGUUGGCAAGUAUAGUUUCGAGAAGAUUGAGGUGUAA